Dibothriocephalus latus is the source of this 420-nucleotide messenger RNA. The record is from the annotation of a GenBank genome assembly. NCBI's taxonomy places the organism in Eukaryota, Metazoa, Platyhelminthes, Cestoda, Diphyllobothriidea, Diphyllobothriidae.
AUGCCAGAUACAAUAGCGGUACCGGCGACGACGCCAAUAGAAAUUCUGGAAAACGGAGACCCCCCUCUCGUGCUUCCUGCUACAGAAAUCGAUGAAAAUGCGGAGUGGAACACGCCGAAACCCGCAAAUAAGAAGGCCGAGCUACAGGAAUUGCCGAAGACUUCAACGUCGAAGGUUUCUACAUCGGCAUCUAAGGCGUCAAAAGAAACAAACGACCCAACUGAUAGAAAGAAAUUACUUCUGUUCUUUGAUGUGCCCGAAUCCGACGGAGUAGAUGCAGAAACACGUGAGCAACACGACUCUAAGGAAAUAACAAAAAUCACCUUGAAAAUGCUGGACCCCAGUGAUGGACAGGUAUCAAUUUUCAACCUUUUUAGACUAGGUGCAAACCUGCAGAAGGUGGACGGCCUAGACCACUGA